GUUCCACUUCAGUUUCAGAAAGACAUUACAGUAUCUCCUCGUCACCAGAUUUCAUUCCAGUUCUCUUCUCUCCAUUGAUCAUCAUGAGUUGCUUGAGUUACUUCUCCAACUGGGAUCCAAUCCAGCUCCAGGAUUGUCUUACUCCGGACGUGGAUAUGUUUAUCCCGGUUAACGACUCGUUCUUGUUCCAACCUAAACCUCAACCUCAGCAGCAACAUCUGUGCCAAGAACAAGCUUCCUCUUUUGGCUUCGACCCCUUAGGCUCUUUCUCCGAUUCGCUUCUUCUUCCCCAAGAAACAUUUUGCCCCAACCCUAACACCGAUCCUCUCAACCUCCCCCAAGACUUAGAUUCCUUCUUCCCCGCCCCAAAACGCCAAAAGAUCACUGAACCGAGCUACCAGUGCAAUACCCUCGACCAUUUUGCAAACCCUAACCCUAAUUUCGUCGACUCUUACCUCGACAUUGUUCCAGAAGGUUCUACUACAUUCCCGGAGUUUCGCAUUCCGGAUUUUCCCGUGGCUUUUGACGCCGGAAGGGCGGAUCAUACCGGCUGCAACAACGCGAAAAAGACGCAGCUAUCAGCUCAGAGCAUUGCAGCGAGGCAGAGGCGGAGAAGAAUAGCGGAGAAGACUCAAGAGCUCGGAAAACUUAUCCCGGGAGGUCAGAAACUCAACACCGCCGAGAUGUUUCAGGCCGCGGCUAAGUAUGUCGUGUUCUUGCAGGCUCAAGUCGGAAUUCUUCAACUUAUGCAGAGCGAAAUGCCACAGGAGAACCCUAAUGUCGAGCGAGAAAUCCGAGCUUUGCUUGCGUCGCAAACGAUGCAGGAGAAAUUUUCAUCCGAAGAAGUUUGUUUGGCUCCGAGGAAAAUGGUCCAAACCCUAGCCGCAGACGAAUCAAUCUGGAAAACUCCGAGGAUGUUCCAAGACAUCAACAGGCUCUUGUCUGCACAUGAGACUGAUAAGUUUUGA
Molecule: messenger RNA, 968 nt
Organism: Tarenaya hassleriana
Lineage: Eukaryota; Viridiplantae; Streptophyta; Magnoliopsida; Brassicales; Cleomaceae
Product: transcription factor bHLH53-like
Exons: 3
Coding region: 84-968 (294 amino acids)
Biological process (GO): regulation of DNA-templated transcription
Molecular function (GO): DNA-binding transcription factor activity; protein dimerization activity
Source: RefSeq, a predicted model, not a curated record